AGUUGUGAAUUCUCUCACAAAUAUUACAUUAUAAUAUCAACAACAUAUAGUUUAUAUGUUAUAGGAAUGCAUCUAAUUCCCUGAUAUUAUUUAAUAUUUAUAAAGAAUCAAAGAUUCAAAAAUUUUACCUACGAUGAGGGGUGCUGUGUUAGUCGCCAUUGCAGCAGCCAUCGGAAACUUGCUGCAAGGAUGGGAUAACGCUACUAUUGCAGGUGCCGUACUUUACAUCAAAAGGGAGUUCGAUUUGCAGAGCCAGCCGAAAAUAGAAGGCCUCAUCGUCGCCAUGUCACUAAUCGGGGCAACGGUCAUCACAACAUUCUCCGGGCCCGUUUCCGAUUGGCUAGGGCGCCGCCCCAUGCUAAUAGCAUCUUCCAUCCUAUACUUCUUGAGCGGUUUAGUAAUGCUGUGGGCCCCAAAUGUCGAAAUACUCCUUUUGGCACGGCUACUCGAUGGGUUCGGCAUUGGCCUCGCUGUCACCCUCGUGCCCGUUUAUAUAUCCGAGACGGCCCCGCCGGAAAUACGAGGGCUGCUGAAUACACUACCGCAGUUCACGGGGUCGGUGGGGAUGUUCUUGUCGUACUGCAUGGUGUUUGGAAUGUCCUUGAUGGAUUCGCCUAGCUGGCGAUUGAUGCUCGGCGUUCUAUCAGCUCCGUCGAUAGUGUACUUUGUGCUUGCGGUGCUUUUCUUGCCCGAGUCGCCUAGGUGGCUUGUCAGUAAAGGAAAGAUGAGAGAGGCUAAAAAAGUUCUUCAAAUGUUGCGUGGAACCGAAGAUGUAUCGGGUGAACUGGCAUUGCUAGUGGAAGGUCUAGGUAUCGGGGGAGAAACGUCGAUUGAGGAGUAUAUAAUCUCUCAAGACAACAACGAUAGGCAAGACCACGCGGUAGUAGACAAAGACCAAAUAAAACUAUACGGAGCGGAAGAGGGCCAAUCGUGGAUCGCAAAGCCCGUUACGGGGCAGCAGAGCACCCUCGGCAUGGUGUCCCGUUACGGGAGCAUGGCGGCGGCAGCAAGCCAGAGCAUGAUCCCCACAAUGGACCCAAUGGUGACGCUCUUCGGAAGCGUCCACGAGAAGGUACCGGAAAUGGGGAGCAUGCUCUUCUCCAACUUCGGGAGCAUGUUGAUCAACACCAAAACCGACGGUGACGAUGAAGUAGGGCACGAAUGGGACGAGGAGAAUCCCCACCACAAGGAUAUAAUAGGUGAAGAUGGCGAUGGUUCGGAAGGUUCCGGAAGAGAGGAUGAGUUGGAGGAGAAUUUGAGGAGCCCGUUGCUUUCGAGGCAGGAUACGAACGGGGAGCAGGUUGGGGGUGGGGUAGGGAUAGGGGGUGGGUGGCAGCUGGCGUAUAGGAAGGACGAGAAGAGUUCGGGGGGUUUGAAGAGGAUAUUCUUGCACCAAGAGGGGGGUGGGGUUGGGGGUAUGGUGGGGGCAGGGUCGAGGAGGGGGUCGGUUUUGUCGCUCGGUGGGGGUGAGGGGGAACCGGUUCAUGCAGCGGCUUUGGUUAGCCGAUCGGUUCUUCAUUUGGAUAGGGUUUCGGGUCAUGGUUCGAUUGGCGAAGCGAUUGAUAAGCAAGUUGAAGGUAGUGGUGGUGGUGCUGCUGCUGCUGCUAAAGGGGGAGCGGGGUGGAGGGAUCUUUUCGAGCCGGGGGUCAAACAUGCACUUGUCGUUGGUGUUGGAUUGCAAAUUCUUCAACAGUUUUCUGGAAUAAACGGGGUCCUAUACUACACUCCUCAAAUUUUAGAACAAGCCGGUGUGAGCGUUCUCCUCUCGAAUUUGGGGCUCGGUUCAGAAUCUGCAUCACUUCUCAUAAGCGGUCUCACAACGUUGUUGAUGCUUCCGAGUAUCGGUGUUGCAAUGAGACUCAUGGAUAUUGCAGGCAGAAGGUGGCUGCUUCUGUCAACUUUACCAGUUCUGCUGACAACACUAAUCUUGCUAGUACUCGGAAACGUCAUUCACCUGGGGACUGUGACGCACGCUGUGAUCUCAACGGGUAGCGUUAUCGUUUACUUCUGCACCUUUGUGAUGGGAUUCGGGCCGGUACCCAACAUUCUAUGCGCGGAGAUAUUCCCAACUCGCGUUCGUGGAAUCUGUAUUGCCAUUUGUGCCCUCACGUUUUGGAUUGGAGAUAUCAUCGUCACGUACUCGCUCCCCGUGCUGCUCAACUCGAUAGGCCUCGGGGGCGUUUUCGGUAUUUACGCUGCUGUCUGCACCGUUGCUUGGUUCUUCGUCUACCUUAAAGUCCCGGAAACUAAGGGCAUGCCACUUGAAGUUAUUACAGAGUUCUUUGCUGUGGGUGCUAAACAAUCUUUAGCUGCUGAAAAUAACUAAUUAGUUUAUUGCCUUCUACUUUUUUUUUUUUCCCCUUUGCUUAGUUUUAAGGUGGGUAGAAAGAACAUUUAUUGUAGCUUGAAAUAAAUUUAUCAAGUACGAUAAAAAUUAAAAAAAUAAAAAAUAAAAAAAGAAUUUCCCA
This is a messenger RNA of Erythranthe guttata (spotted monkey flower), 2468 nucleotides long. The record is from RefSeq and is a predicted model, not a curated record. Lineage: Eukaryota; Viridiplantae; Streptophyta; Magnoliopsida; Lamiales; Phrymaceae.